UUUUCUAAUAGUUUGACACUGAAAUCGAAAUCGCGAUCAAAAUUUGAUUUAUCGCCCAGCCCUACAACCAACUAACUAUACUGAGAAACAAACACCUGUUUGACCAUACAUUCUAUCAGCCCGUUGGUUGGGUUGUCAACUUGCGUUCCAGGCCCACCUACAAAAGGUGGCCCUGUUUGCCUGUUUCCCUUAUCAAGGUCGCUUUUUAUUCAUAAUGGCAAGGGGUAUAGUGGGGAAACCUCAAUGUUGUUCUGCUGCUCUUAUGGGUAUAAGCCAUAUUCCUCUUGAUUGUACUUAUUUCUCUCGAUCCUUCUUCAAGAUCCUUUCCAGACUUUAUCCGUGUGAACCCUCCUUCUUUCAACCCUCUUCUGUCUGCCAUCUGUUAUCUGAUAUCUAUCCCGUGAUAAACUGUUGCUCCUCCUCCCCAGUCUGGCCUCUGAUAUCUGAUAUCUGUCCCAUGGUAAACUUUAUUUCCUCCUCUCUAGUCUAGCCUCUGAUAUCUAUCCCCUGGUUAAUUGUAGUUCCGCCUCCCCAGUUUCGCAUUUGAAAUCUGUCCCAUGGAUAUCUGUCCCAUGGUAAACUGUAGCUCCUCCUCCCCAGUCUGGCAUCUGAUAUCUGUCCCAUUGUAAACUGUAGCUCGCCCUCCCCAGUCUGGCCUCUGAUAUCUGUCCCAUGUUAAACUGUAGCUCCUCCUCCCCAGUCAGGACUCAGAUAUCUGAUAUCUGUCCCAUGAUAAACUGUGGCUCCUCCUCCCCAGUCUGGCCUCUGACAUCUGAUAUCUGUCCCAUGGUAAACUUUAGCUCCUCCUUCCCAGUCUGGCCUCUGAUAUCUUAUAUCUGUCCUAGGGCUGGGCGAUUUUUCGAUUUCGAUUUUAUUUGCGAUGUAAUUUUUUUCUACGGUUUUAAAUGAGACGUUCGAUUAGCCGACGCCUUCAAAAAAAAUAAAAAAAAUAAAUGUUUUCACAGACCCACGAAUACAGCGCCGCACGUAACCAAUCAGUUGGAAGCGAGCCACAUCACGUUUGGUUGUGCAGACACAACAACAUACACACAUGUGUAGCUAGCAGCAGCGCGAAGCCGCAGUUAAGUUUGCAGCAAGACAGUUCAGACUUUAAAAAUGAGCAAGAACUCUGUAGACGGGAGUUCUGAACAGCAAUUAAAUGAUAGUACUGCCCAGGAGGAGAUUGUUGAAAAGAAGGGUCUGAGAAGUUCGGCUGCUUGGAGGUACUUUGGGUAUUUGAAGUCGGACGAACAACAGCGUAAUACACUGUGCAAAAUAUGUAGAAGGAACGUAGCUACUAAAACAGGAAACGCCAGCAAUUUGUUUCAGCAUUUAAGACAAUGCCACCCACUAGAGCACGCACAGUUAUGCAAGACAGGUAAUGCCCCCUCCUCCAGCACCAGUAAAAGGAAGCCAUAUCAACAGACCAUAAUGUCCGCUCUUUCCAGCAUCGCGCCAUAUGAAAAAACAUCGAAACGACACAAAGACGUUACACACGCAAUCACACAAUUCCUCGCAAAAGGCAUGCUGCCAAUACGCACUGUCGAAAGGGAAGAAUUUAAAAACCUAAUGAGAGUGAUUGACCCUCGUUAUCAACUCCCAGGGCGCCAAACACUUCUCGCAGACAGCAAUCCCACACCUGUAUGCGGAGUGCAGAGGGAUGGUUGAGAGGGACCUGCGGGCUGUGGCAUACUUCGCCACCACAUCGGACUUGUGGUCAAGUCCAACUUCCGAACCAUAUUUGAGCCUCACUGCUCAUUAUAUUGACCAAGACUGGGCUAUGAAGAGCAAAUGCCUCCAAACGGCAUACUUUCCUGAAGACCAUACUGCCGAGGCAAUUGCAUCAGGGCUGACAGAAUCGCUUGGUUCGUGGGGGCUAAAUGAAAGCAAACAAGUUUGCAUUACCACAGAUAGUGGAGCAAAUAUAGUAAAAGCAACCACCCUCAACAACUGGACUCGCCUACAGUGUUUUGGCCACCGACUUCACUCAGCUGUUGAGAAAGCCGGAAAGCACAAGAAAGUGGAGCGUGCUGUGGGUGUGUGUAAGAAAGCAGUGGCUGCCUUCAGCUAUUCGUGGAAGAAGAAGAGAGAUCUGGCUGUUGCUCAAGAAGAGCUUCAUCUACCCCAGCACAAGUUAGUGACUGAGUCACCCACUAGGUGGGGUUCACGUCAGAAGAUGGUGGAGAGGAUGCUGGAGCAGCAGAAAGCUAUCACUCAGGUCUUGGGAGCAGACAAAAAGACGAGACAACUGGUUCCUACAUGGCAAGACCUAGAUGUCCUGGAAUCUGUCCAUGGGGCCCUGAAUCCACUACUGGAAUUCACUGAUGCACUCUCCCGUGAAAAUUAUGUGAGUGUGUCAUACCUCAAGCCGAUGCUGCAACUUUUCAGAACACAGAUUCUCAAGCCAUCCGACGAUGAAAGACAGCUCACCAAAGAAUUGAAGAUGACAGUCAUGUCAUACCUGGAUGAAAAGUAUGCAGAUCCGAACACUGAGGAACUACUGGAUGUUGCAACUUUGGUAGAUCCGCGUUUCAAGACACAAUACAUUAAGCCAGAAAACAUUCAUGCCAUCAAAAUGAGAGCAGUGUCUGAGAUGUUGGAGGACUGCUCCACUUCAGUCAGAACAGAGGAAGCAGAGGCAGGAGAUGCUGCAGUACCCCCUCCCCUGAAGACACAAAAAAAGUCAUUGGGCAGCUUCUUUAAGAAACCAGAAUCCAGCCCAGCACUCAAUGACAGACAGAGUGUUGAGCGGGAACUCGAAAACUACUUGACAGCAGCAGAUGCAGACAGUGAGAUGGACCCACUGCAAUGGUGGAAGGUGAAUGAAAGGAACUUCCCAAGACUUGGCGGCCUUGCAAAGCACUAUUUGUGCAUCCCUGCAACCAGCACACCCUCCGAGAGGGUAUUUAGCACAGGGGGGAACAUUGUGACCUGCCACAGGGCAGCUUUAAAACCUGAGAUGGUGGAUACACUCGUCUUCCUUGCUCGCACAUUUUUUGUUUCAUUGCAGCACAAGUUAAAUGCACUUCAUGUUUUUCGUUGUUGUUUUUUAAAGCUGCUAGAAUUUGUUCUGUGAAACCUAAGAGCUUGUUAAGCUGUUUUUGUGUAUUACAUUUGUUUUUGUGUGUUACAUUUUCUUUUUUACCAGAAAAUAAAAAUAAAUUAUACAAAAAUUGUGAUUUUGUUCAUAUCGUGAUAUAAAAUCGAAAUCGGAAAUUUUGGGGGGGGGAAAUCGAAAUAUAACUUUUUCCCAUAUCGCCCAGCCCUAAUCUGUCCCAUGUUAAACUGUAGCUUCUACUCCCCAGUCUGGUCUCUGAUAUCUGUCCCAUAUUAAACUGUACCACUGAAAGGUUCACCUAUUGAAUUUGCCUUUCCCAGAAGGUCAUAAUCUGACAGCCUUUCCUGGGGCUGUGUGCUCGUGUGCGUGAUUAUCUGAAAAGGCCUUCUUCUUUGGAAAGCUGCCCUUGAUAGCAGGAACGUUCUUAAAAAGCAAUUAAGACAUCCUAAUAAACUGAAUUCAAGCCCUCCAACUUUUGACCAUUGUUGUAACUUAAAUACCAAUUAAAUACAGCCAUAUAUGAGGUGAUGGGUCUAUAGAAACAGACUGCUGGAUCCAUUGGAAUUUAGUGACUACAUACAUGUUUCAUCAUGCAGAAUGGAAGACACAAAUACAUUAUUAAACCCUCAUAAAUAUUAUUCAUGGUGUUUUUUGGCUUCCUAUCAUUCCUGUAUUCAAGUGGCUAGUUAUAGUUUAUAGUUCACCAUCCAGGGCUGUCCACUGAAACGGGGAAAAUGAGCUGUUGUGUUUGGC
Molecule: messenger RNA, 3811 nt
Organism: Gadus chalcogrammus (walleye pollock)
Lineage: Eukaryota; Metazoa; Chordata; Actinopteri; Gadiformes; Gadidae
Product: E3 SUMO-protein ligase ZBED1-like
Exons: 2
Coding region: 1661-3076 (471 amino acids)
Molecular function (GO): protein dimerization activity
Source: RefSeq, a predicted model, not a curated record